This is a messenger RNA of Rhincodon typus (whale shark), 4064 nucleotides long. RefSeq names its product ZFP91 zinc finger protein, atypical E3 ubiquitin ligase (gene zfp91). NCBI's taxonomy places the organism in Eukaryota, Metazoa, Chordata, Chondrichthyes, Orectolobiformes, Rhincodontidae. Gene Ontology annotation, biological process: regulation of transcription by RNA polymerase II. The record is from RefSeq and is a predicted model, not a curated record. The transcript is spliced from 14 exons. Gene Ontology annotation, cellular component: nucleus. Bases 1 to 2406 code for a protein of 801 amino acids. Gene Ontology annotation, molecular function: transcription coregulator activity.
AUGUUACUUGUCGCAUUUGACAAAGGAGAAGCAAUGGGUGCGGAACACUUUUCCAGGGUCCGACAUAGGCUCGUAAAUGAAAUUAUGGAGCAUCCAAUUGAGGAUAAGAUACUGCUGCGAGUGAAGACGCUGUUAACAGACAGAAAGCAGAGUGUAGUAAUCAACGUGUCACUCUCAGGCUGCAUAAACCGCGAGCAUGUGUUCCUUUGUGAGGCCACUGGCAACAGGGCACUUCAUAUUAUUCUUGGCAUUUUUCCAAACAUCACCUGUUUCAUUCUGGACGUGGCUGAUAGCCAGCUGAUCGGAUUCUGUACUGCGCCUAAAGAUCGGAGGAUUCUGAUCAUAGACGAGCAGCGGCAGCGGGUAGAAGAGGCCGUGCUGUGCCAGGAGGUUGAGUGGGACCGUACCGACAGGCAGGUCGGUGGGCUGGUGUGGCAGCGCACAGAGGCCUGGGGCCAGGAUGCGGACGAGCCAGGGAAGGUGCUGGUGUCGGUGGCCGGCGUGCGGGGCCAGGAGCAGCACCCGCCGACUACAUUGCAGGGCCCAGCCCGCGAUCGACCGGGGUCUUCCCCAGCACAGCGCAGACGCAAGUCGGAGUAUCCCCGUCGGCGGAGCUGCAUCUCGUUCACAUUCGGUGGGGUGGAGCUGAGCGCGGGCCGUACUGAAGAAGGCGAGGAGCCGGUAGAGAUCCGAGAUCUGCAGCGAUUCGGUACAACUCACAGAGAAAACGGUGAGGGCCCAGUGUGCCGGCUGGACCUGCGUACCUGCAGCGAGGCCCUGGGGGAGCUGGUGGGCUGGGCACACAGCCACUGCCGGGGCUGCCCCCACCUGCCCAGCCUGAGGUACCUGCCAGCCAGUGGCACCACCCCUGCCGUGGCUAUCUGGGCCUGCAGGGCCGGCCACACCUACCGCUGGCGAGCGGCAGGGCACCACCCGCGACGGAGAAGGCACCAGCGGCAUCGCCGCCAGGACACGGAGGCCGCAGGGUCCCCGGCGCCGGUGACGACGACCUCGGAUUCCCAGGAGGAGGCGGAAGGUGGCCCAAGUCCGGAGCUGGAGACGGAGCGUGGUCUGGACUUGGAGGAGGCAGAGGGACAGAGCGAUGGGGGCCCUGAGUCCCACUCCGUUGCCUCCCUGCGGAUCGUGGAGUGUGAGUUGGAGGAGCAGGGCCCUGGAAGCAGAGGACCCAGGCCUGGCUGGAAGGUGAUCCCAUGUAAGGACGAGCAUUCGGACGAAGAGGUGCCCGAUGAAGGACUUGAUCCAAUCGAGCCUAUGCCAGAGCUUCCAGUGCUGAAGACUGCCCCUGUGGUUUUGAUGAAGACUAAAUUGGGCCGAGGGCGAUGGAGGGCCAAGAGCACGUGUGAAGAGCCAGAGUCCGACCCCACCUCGGAACCGCAAUGGGAGUCCCACUACUGGGAGAAGGCCUCACCCUCUGCAUAUACUGUCCCAGAAAUUCACACACACAUGGUCAACAGCCCGGAGCUGUCCAGAGAACGUCCGGCUGAGACACAGCCAGACACGGAGACAGAGACAAUGCAGCUCAUUUGCGAGUCGGUGCCAGACCCUGACCAGAAGGACGAGAGUAUCUCCCUGGCUGGGUUAGCUGCUGCUGCUGGUCUCCCCAAUUCCAUCAGAGAGCCAGAAUUGGAAAACAGUGAGGAAGAGGAACCAGAGUUGGUGGAGACUGACGAUGACAUCCCAUUCCACGAUGAUCCCAAAGAUGAAAUGUAUGAGCCGUCACCACACAGGGAGCGUGGGAAGCCGAGGCGGAAACCACGUAAAGAGAAGGAGAAACUGGAGACGGUGGAGCAGGUGGAGACUCCUAAGAGGAGGCCACGAAGAUCCAAAGAAGAUAGAGGACCCCGUCCACCUAAAAAACGGAAGAAGCCUCCUAUCCAGUAUGUGCGCUGUGAGAUGGAAGGUUGUGGAACCAUCCUCGCCAAUCCAAGGUAUUUGCAGCAUCACAUGAGGUACCAACACAUGCUGAAGAAGAAGUACGUCUGUCCACACCCGUCCUGUGGCCGCCUCUUCCGACUUCAGAAGCAGCUGCUACGGCACACGAAGCACCACUCGGAUCAGCGGGAUUAUAUCUGCGAGUAUUGUGCCCGUGCCUUUAAGAGUUCUCAUAAUUUGGCCGUUCAUAGAAUGAUCCACACAGGAGAGAAGCCUCUACAGUGUGAGAUCUGUGGCUUCACCUGCCGACAGAAGGCAUCAUUGAACUGGCACAUGAAGAAACACGAUGCAGAUGCUAACUACCAGUUCUCCUGCAACAUGUGUGGGAAGAAGUUUGAGAAAAAAGACAGCGUGGUGGCUCACAAGAGCAAAAGCCACCCGGAGCUGGUCAUCGCCGAGGCUUUGGCGGAGAGUGCUGAGUGUACCGUCCUGGACCCUUGCAAUGCACCCUGAGACAGACUCGUGCCAUUCGGAACUUACCCACCCCUUCCCCUCGAUGUCACGGGGGGAGAGAGAGUGAGUGAGAGAGAGAGAGGGGAAGGGGCGGGUGGCAGAGAGAGACAGAGGAGGAGGGAGACUCUCCUCAAUUCAACUUAACCGGUGUACGCAUGUGGAAUGGCAGAGGGACAUCUUCAUUCAAACCCAGAUACCCUCCCCUCUUCUGCCCCAACCGUUGCUCGGAUUGCAUCCCCAGCCACGUCCGCCAUACCCCUCCAAGGAGAGACCUCCAGCUGUAUCUCAGUCCCUGUUGGAGCCCCCUCCCCUGCCCAUCCGCCACAAAGGGUCCGGAUUGUUCUCCUAGGCAAGGUGCAGCAGAGAUGCGUGGACCGGGGUUGAAGUUUACCACUGCAUUCGCAAGGCAGCAUAUCAACUGCCUGAAGCAUCACUAGAGCGAAUCUGGAGCAUGUCGUUUGCGUGUGUGUGUGUAUGUAUAUGUGUGUGUGCGCGCGCGCAUGUGUAUCUUGUAUUAUCAUGGAGAUGAGGCAUCUUGCGUAGGAUCUGAAUUGGAUUGGCUUACAAUUAGAGAGAGGGCAAAUCAAAUAGGUGUUCUUGUUACUGUUUGUCAGGUGAUCCCUCUUGGUGAGAGGAAGAGUAGAAAUGAGCCAAGGGUUCUGCUUCUGAUCACUGGGUUGGACAGAGACCAGAAAUAGGCCAGGGUUCAUCCUCCUGAUCACUGUCCCUGAGAGAGAGGGAGGGGAAAUCAGCCACAGUAUAUGUUUGAGGGGGUCUUAGGGUUCCGAAUGUUUCCCUUUCCAGUGAAGGGGAAGGUUGAAGAAGAAGCAGCUCCAGCACAGCAAGGGAAAGAAACAUUCCACUGAUCCGCUAGUACUGUUGAUUCAGUGCCGCGUGAAAUGCCUGGGAUCCGAGGGCCCUCAGACGCUGGCGUUGGGCGCACGUGGAGAGGAUUGAAAGACUGGCAUCCCAUUGUUGCUCCCUGGGCAGAAACAGUGAUGUUGCCACUGAGAUAACGAGAGAGAGAGAGCACUUAGACAAAUGUGUGUUGUGGGUAGGGGGGAUCUGAGUGUGUGUAUAUGCCAAGUGAAGGUGUCUGAGUGUGGAGUGAGCCCCAAUGCAAGUGGGGUCUUGGUUUGUGCACGUGUUCACGUAAAUAUGUGCUGCACAAGAGGUGAGCUAGUACACGACAGGGUGAAAGCACCGGUGAAUGCUGGAUUGAGAAUUUGGUGAGCCCUUACGCUUGGGUGGGGUGGGUAACAAGCUCAUGCCGAAUGGUUAUUGAGAAUUGCUGCAUAAAGUUGUGUAAUUGAGAGAAUGUGUAAAGGUGUGUCUGAGCGUGUAUAUGUAAAAGCGCGCACGAGGGUGAGCCUGUACGUGCAUGUUUGUAUGUGUGUGUUAUGGGUCGGAGGUCUCUCUGCUCUGAUGGUGUAAAUACCUGUAGUGAAGUGGGCCUGUAGUCAGACCCUGUUGGAAGGAGUUGAUGGCUGUAGUUGGAUUUAUACUGAGCUGGAAAUCACGCGGGGGUUUUUGUUACAGUUUCACGUUAUGGAUUGCAUAGACGAAACCAUUAGACUCCACUGUGAGCACUGUUUAGUAGAAAUAAAUCUGUAUAAUUAACUAUUAAAAAAGAGCAAUAAACACAGUAUUUUCUUCCA